GGAAUCAAGUCCCAGUGGCAGCAUGCUCCAUCGCUGAGGUCAAGUCCCAGUCAGCCGGCCAGCGCCAGGGACAGUGGCAUCCACUCAAAUGGGGAGGAGCAGCACUCACAGCAGGGCUACAACAGAAGUUAUACCCCUGACUGGGUGGAGAUGACCAGCAAUUAUCGUGAAGGUCGUGGACCGCAACAGCGGCUGUCAGCACAGAGUCAGCCAGACCUAACCUUCGGACGCCAUUCAACUGGUCAACUGCCAAAGGGAUAUCAAGAGGAUGGGUCAGUUGCAACGCGACCGCCAGUAUCAGACAAGAUGAGUCACCACAAGCGAUACAAGCUCAAGAAAAAGGGGGAUCGUCAGGGGGGCUAUUAUCAGACUGGAAGUCAGACUAACCUGCCCCCUGACUAUGCCACCACCUACAGCCUCCCACAUCACAGACAUCGUCCCGCAUCAGCCAUUGACUUCAUUUCGCGCCAUGAAUCAUCCCAACUUCGUCAUAGCCAUGAACACCUUCACAAUCGACCCCAGUCAGCCAUGGGCUUACCAGGUGUUCCUAGCAACCGAAGUCGACCCAGUCAUCAUCAGAUCAUCAGUCGGCGACAUCAGGACAGUGCGAUGAACAGAUCCAUGCCUGGUACUAUUAACACUUCUCAUUCGUCAUCGAUGAUUCAUUCCACACAUCUCAAUAACUCCUUCCCAGCCCAGAGGUCUUUCUCCCCCUUCCCACAUGACUCCCCUCGAAUCUUGGUGAAUGGGCACAGAAGGGAAAGUUACCCAGACAGCUGCCAUGGAAUUCCGGGUAGUAGUUAUGGUGUAUAUGGUGAUGAGGAUCAUGGUAUUACUAGUGCUCACAGCUUGAAAUACACUGACCCUAACCGGGCAUUACAUCGACAGUAGUCAGUCAGAGCCACGCUACUCGGAAGACCUUGAUCUAGCUGUGUCAUUAGCUGAUAGUCUGAGUGACCAGGCCAAUGCCACACAACAGGAUGGGAUCACACAGAGGACCAUGUCGCAAGGCUUCGACACGCAGAUCACUUCUCCAGGAUCUGAGGACCAGGGGCCUGGGUUAGAGUCGGCCUCCAGCCACAACAAGAGUGAUCGCAGCAUGCAUACAUCAGACCUCCAGCUCAACCUGGAGUCGGUGCAAGACACUCGAAGCGACACAGAUGAAGCUCGCAUCCAGCAGCCCAUCAUGUGCUCCGAUUCCUCCGACCAGCCAAACUCCUCCUUUGAUGAAUCUGUGAGGUCCGAGUCUCGGAACAGUGAACAUAAGAUGGAGGAGAGCUCGGACAUUGUUACAAUGAGUCAAUCACAGUCUCCCUCACAUUCCUCAGACACGGAGUUGAGGAAGGUUCCACUGGCAUCUGACACCAGCCUCACCCCAACUCCCAACUCAGUGUCAGACACUAAUGGUAACACUUCCCACCUGGGCUUCUCUUCUGACACAAGGAGGCUUGACAUAAACCCCUUCGAGAACUCUGUGCUUUCGUUUGAUGAGAGAAUGCUGUCAAAUCACAAACCCCUACACAAGCCACAUGGUGUUGAGAGGCCACAGUCAGACAGAUUUAACUCCAGGACAAGGAACACAAACAGGUUGUCGUCUCCCUUCCCCCAGCCCCGCCCUGCUGACUUUGCUCCAGACCUGCACACGUCCCCCGAUGAAACUGAUGGUCUUCAGGCCAAGAAAGAUAACAAGAAAAAGAAGGAAAAAACAAAACGAUAUAAUUCUAUGGAGAACCUUUCCAAAUCUUCCGAGGAUGUGAGUUCCAAGAAAACAUUCAAGUCAUCACUGAAGCACUUCUUUGGGAAGAAGAAUGGGCUGCUUCCCAGCCUCCCUUCAUUCAGGGUCAAGCAGUCGGCCCACCCACAGCCAGGAGGUUCAGUUCGAAUGGAUAAACUAGAGGCACAGUUUGCCAAGGAUCAUGGCAUCGACUGCAUUCCUCCAGGACCUUCCCACCAGGGAGCUAACAGCGUUCUGAACAACAACAAUGACACUAAGAUACCACCCGUGAAACUUGGGGACCAACAGAAGUCAUGUAGCACUGCCUAGGAUCAGUUAGGAAAGAUGUCACCUGGCUGGCAGAAGUAUGUUAUUGAGCCUGGAGACAGAGGACAGGCUACUGGCCUUCCAUGCAGGCGGUACACAUGGAGAAUGGAAAAGUGUGGCCAUGGAGAAUGAACAUGGAAUACAUGUGUUGCUGAGUGGCACUUGAUGGACUGGGCAGUGCCUCAAAGUGACCAAAUAUGGAACAAGUUUUGGACAAAGUUAAAUGGUGUGUUUUGCACAGGGAAAGAAGUGCUGAUAUUAGUGUUGCUGUGUAGACAUACUCUAGCAAUAUGUACAAUGUUGGAGGA
Haliotis rubra (blacklip abalone) is the source of this 2349-nucleotide messenger RNA. RefSeq names its product dentin sialophosphoprotein-like. The record is from RefSeq and is a predicted model, not a curated record. Bases 1001 to 2044 code for a protein of 347 amino acids. The transcript is spliced from 4 exons. NCBI's taxonomy places the organism in Eukaryota, Metazoa, Mollusca, Gastropoda, Lepetellida, Haliotidae.